Messenger RNA from Vitis vinifera (wine grape), 1911 nucleotides. RefSeq names its product proline transporter 2. Gene Ontology annotation, cellular component: plasma membrane. Lineage: Eukaryota; Viridiplantae; Streptophyta; Magnoliopsida; Vitales; Vitaceae. The coding region runs from base 332 to 1747 and encodes 471 amino acids. The record is from RefSeq and is a predicted model, not a curated record. The transcript has 7 exons.
CUUUCUUUGUCUCCAUUAGAAGAAGAGAAACGAAGUUCAUUUAACAAGCCACCUAGGUGUCACUCUCUCAGCCGUAGGAUGAUGAGGAGAAGAGAUAAAAGUCGAAGCACCGGCGGAGGAGGGCGAUCAACCGACUCCACAUCAAUCGUAUUCGUAUUAGGAAAAGAUCAAUCGUAUUCGUAUUAGGAAAAUUCAGCGAGUGGCUGUGCAGCCGAACCAAAAAGAGGCAGAUUCUGAAAAUAGCGAGCUGUGUGUACGCGAUUGGGAUUCACUCAGGAAUUUUACGGUUGAAAGUGAAUGCUGCAUUUAAGGAAAGAGAGAGGCGCUGGCGAUGACAUAUCAACAUAUAUCGGAGGCCGGAACGCUCUUGGCAGCCGAAGAAGAAGAAGAAGAGGGAGAAGAGGCUGUGCAGGAGCUUAUGAUGGAGGGGCCUAGCUCUGAGUCUCGGGCUCCGAAGGCAAAUGGUGAGGCGCAUUCGGCGGUUGAAAUACCAGAGACGGCACAUCAGAUCAGCAAAGAUUCAUGGCUUCAAGUCGGUUUUGUCCUCACCACCGGAAUCAACAGUGCUUUUGUUUUGGGGUAUUCUGGGACAACUAUGGUUCCCCUUGGUUGGGCUGGUGGUGUGAUUGGUUUUCUUUUAGCCGCAGGAAUAUCACUUUAUGCAAAUUCUCUCGUUGCCAAGCUCCAUGAAUUUGGUGGAAAGAGACAUAUUAGAUACAGAGAUCUUGCAGGAUAUAUAUAUGGUAAGAAAGCAUAUACUCUGACUUGGGCUUUGCAAUAUGUAAAUCUUUUCAUGAUUAAUACUGGAUAUCUCAUUUUGGCAGGUCAGGCUCUGAAGGCUGUCUAUGUUCUUUUUAGGGAUGAUGGUGGCAUGAAGCUCCCAUACUUUAUUGCGAUUGGAGGCUUUGUAUGUGCCAUCUUCGCCAUAGGAAUCCCACACUUGUCAGCUCUAGGGAUUUGGCUGGGUUUUUCGACAUGCUUGAGUCUAAUAUAUAUUGUUAUAGCAUUUGUGCUGUCACUUACAGAUGGAAUUAAAGCUCCAUCUAGGGAUUACAGCAUCCCAGGAACAGAAGCAAGCAAGGUCUUCAGUAUUAUAGGGGCAGCUGCUAAUCUUGUUUUUGCAUUCAACACAGGAAUGCUUCCUGAGAUACAGGCAACUAUUAGACAACCUGUGGUUAAGAAUAUGAUGAAAGCUCUCUACUUCCAAUUUACUGCUGGAAUUCUACCACUGUAUGCUGUUGUUUUUAUGGGGUAUUGGGCUUAUGGAUCAACAACAUCAACCUAUUUGCUCAAUAGUGUCUCUGGUCCAGUUUGGGUUAAGACAAUGGCAAAUCUUGCUGCCUUCCUGCAAACGGUUAUUGCUUUGCAUAUAUUUGCUAGUCCAAUGUACGAGUAUAUGGACACUAGAUAUGGUAUAACAGGAAGCACAUUGUCCUUUCGGAACUUGUCAUUCAGGAUUCUAGUGAGAGGCGGUUACCUGGCCAUUAACACACUUGUGUCAGCUAUGCUGCCAUUCCUUGGAGAUUUCAUGAGCCUCACAGGAGCCAUUAGCACCUUCCCUCUUACAUUCGUCCUUGCAAAUCAUAUGUACCUUGUGGCAAAGGACAAGAAGUUGAACUCCUUACAGAAACUCUGGCAUUGGCUCAAUGUGUGUUUCUUUGGUUGCAUGUCUAUUGCGGCAGCAGUUGCAGCCUUGAGGCUCAUUGCUGUGGAUUCCAAAACUUACAAUCUGUUUGCCGAUCUGUGACAAUAUUUAAUGUUUAUAUAUCGGCCUCCUUGUUCGCCUAGUAAGUUUUUAUUUUAUUUAAAGCUUCAAAGCUUUAAGCAUAUGCAAAGCUGUUAUUAAGCUCCCUUUUAGCUUAAAAGUUUUAAUGAUAGAACAUGCAUCCAUGAUCCCUUUAAUGUCACAAA